GAAAGAAAGAAAGAAAGAAAGAAAGAAAGAAAAAAAGAAAAAAGGAAGGAAGGGAAAUUACUGAGAAGAGCUACACAUCUUUCGAGGAUUUCCUUUCAACAUUUUUAAAGAGGAAUUGUCAUUUAUUCAACAUCUGUUGGACAUGGAAACACAUGUCAGAUAUCCCUGACCUCUGAUGAGACACUGUGCUCACAUUUAAGGACUUAAAGGGGCUUAAUUUAGGCGAAGUAAAGACUUUCUAAGAGAUUUUUCACCAAGAAAAAGUCUUGCUUUACUUAUGACUUCUUAAGACUUCAGCAACUUGAUCAGUCUAAACCUAUUUUCAGACCUAAUAAAACAGAAAGAGGAAGAGAAAGGCGAGAUGGCACAGAAAGAGCAGUUCCGUGUCAUGACCGGGGACCAUCUUGGGGCUAAAGUCAUUGCUGGGGCCCCUGCAGCAGGUGGAGGAGUGGUGGUGGAGGUCAGGGAGAAGAAGGGUCCUCUGCGUGCUGCGAUACCCACAAUGCCAUUCGCUUUGGCUGUCAUCUGUCUUUUUCUGAACACCUUCAUACCUGGACUCGGUACUUUUAUCUCAGCGUUCACAGUGCUGUGCGGCGCUCGCAGCGAGCUGAUCUCAGAGCGAGGUGUUUGUUGUGUGUUCUGGCUCAACGUGGCAGCGGCCAUCAUCCAGAUACUGACAGCUGUCAUCAUGGUCGGAUGGAUCAUGAGCAUCUUCUGGGGAAUGGACAUGGUCAUCCUGGCAAUUUCUGAUGGCUAUAGAGACCAGGGUCUUCCUCAGGAUGUCUGAGAGAAGUUGCCUAUGUGUUUGCUGAUGGAUCACAUGGACACUGGCUGCCAGUGGCAUUUGUCUCUGUGAUGACCUGUGGCUGUGUGUCUUUCAAAUGCCGGACCAAAGAGAAGAGCAGAGACGUUCACAUAAAUCAGCCACACAGGGAAAUAAAGAAGGAAAGAAUCAGCUGACUGCUUCUGGUUGCACGCUGCUGAUUGGUUGAGACCACAUUUACAUUUAAGUUUAAGGACAAGGAAAAAGAGACUAAAUCUGUACAGUCACAAGAAAAACUGUGUUGUUGAGUAAUUAUAAGAGUGAUCUUUUUUUAUUUGAUCUUUUUGAUAAACACCAUGACUCUGUUCAAAACCAGACUAAAUGUUUCUUACAUGCCAGGGUGGAGAAAAGGGAAAAGAAAGGAAGAUAUGUUGGCAUGACUGUGUUAGAAAAAUGAAGAUAUUUACUUAUGAACUUUACUUCUGUAUUUUUGCAUACAUAACAGGUUUUUCC
Messenger RNA from Etheostoma cragini (Arkansas darter), 1276 nucleotides. It is a transcript of the gene stum, whose product is annotated as stum, mechanosensory transduction mediator homolog. Lineage: Eukaryota; Metazoa; Chordata; Actinopteri; Perciformes; Percidae. Bases 362 to 787 code for a protein of 141 amino acids. The record is from RefSeq and is a predicted model, not a curated record. The transcript is spliced from 5 exons.